Aspergillus fijiensis CBS 313.89 is the source of this 4274-nucleotide messenger RNA. RefSeq names its product GTPase-activating protein BUD2. The transcript has 2 exons. Gene Ontology annotation, biological process: regulation of GTPase activity. NCBI's taxonomy places the organism in Eukaryota, Fungi, Ascomycota, Eurotiomycetes, Eurotiales, Aspergillaceae. The coding region runs from base 379 to 4161 and encodes 1260 amino acids. The record is from RefSeq and is a predicted model, not a curated record.
CCACCACCUCCUCUCACGACCCCUCUCGAGCAAUCUCACUGGCCCUUCCUCUAUUUGACCCAGAAGCAGUCGAUCUGUAACAUCCUCAUCGCUUGUACUCCCAACGCGCCGGCCUCGACCGAAUGUGCGACUCCGCGUCCUUUCCUCAUCCCGGACUCCAUGCGUUCAGCUAGCGACCCAUUGGACGACAAAGGCCCUCAAUUGUUGGAGGACGGUUGCGCAGCGUACGUUGGGUGUCAGCGUCCUGCAACGUAACAACCCCGCAUCCUCUCAUCGUCUCAUCGGUUUCUGUGUCUCGGCUCGUCUGUCUGCAUCUCCUGUAGCGACCUCGUUUGAGCGCCGCUGCUGCCGGUUCCGUCGUGCGUGGUUGGAAAAAAGAUGGAGCCGGAAAGUUCCAACGGGUUCAAACGGAACUCCAUCCACGGAAUAUAUAGUCGUCCUGUGGAACGGCGCCCGAGCAAAAAGUCUUCCUCUAAGGACCGGCAUGGGAUGGUCUAUCCAGAGAGUUUCAGAGAUAAAGGCAUUCGCACAGUGACCCCGGACCCCGAGGCGGGGAAUCACUCCCCCUCGUCCGAAGCGGAACAUCUGGCUUCAAGUGCGGCCCCCUCCCCUCGCGCUGCCGCCCGUACACGAGCCUCCGAUCGCGAAGCCCGUCGCGAAUUUUACUCGCGCCAUUCGGCCGGUGACGAAGACGAGCCGCCGCUGGAAGUGAAGACCCAACGGGCGCGGUCACGGACCACCAACUUGGACGAUCAGCGCAGUGAGCUCUCCAGCAAUAAUUUUUUUAGAUCCCGGAAUCGUCUGGGCUCCAUCAACACCGCAACAUCCCAACCUAGAACCCCCGACGAUCAAACGACGUCGAUCGGGUUCCCGUCAAUACAAUCGCCCACUUACCUUAGCCAUACCCUUGGUCGGCAGCGAUCAAGCAAGCCUCCCGGAAGCUCGAAUUUGGUAACGAGCGUGUCGGCCAAUCAAACAACAUCCCCGCUGUCGAGUACCGAUGCAUCCAAAAUCCUGCAGCUUAUGAAAACAACUUGUGGAAGGAUGCACGGCAUUCUUUCGUUUCGGACUGCAUCUACGACCGCUUGGUCAUCGGGCUAUUGCGCCAUUAAUGUUGCCACGGGAAGCUUGAUAUACCAAGCUAAAGGAGAGCCCGCAUUGGCCAAAACACUGAUCCCCGAUCUUCGUGGCUGUCAGGUUCGCACCUUGGUCGAUCCCGAGACCCGUACCAACUAUCUCAGUGUAUCAACCUUUACUUCUGGUCUAGGGGUGGAGCUGAAACCUCACGUCAGCGAAACAUUUGAUUCGUGGUUAGCUGCGCUGUUAUGCUGGCAGCCGAUCCGACCCAAAGGUGUUCAAAAUAAGAUGACGAAACCACAAUCGGUGGUCAUCGGUGAUCGCCGCCUGGUUGAACGUAGGAGAAACUCGGAGAGCACUGUUCAGAAGGAGGCAGCAAUCAUCAAGGUGGGUAAAAUGCUCCUCUGGGAUAGGCCGAGUGCCUCUGGCGUUCGACCAUCGUCAGGGCGUCGGGUUUCCACCUACAGACAGCAAAGGGCACUUUCUGCGUCUUGGCUACGCGUAAGCUGCACGCUGCAGGAAAACGGCGCUUUCAAGCUAUACACGGAGUCAGACAUCACUCUGGUCGCUUGCAUUCAAUUGUCGCAACUCUCCCGCUGUGCAGUACAACAACUGCACUCAUCCGUCUUGGAAGAUGAAUUCUGCAUUGCAAUAUACCCGCAGUAUGCAGUACAUUCUGCUUCGGGCCUAACGCGCCCAGUAUAUUUAGCUCUUGAAAGCCGCGUUCUGUUCGAGGUGUGGUUCGUCCUUUUGCGCGCGUUCACGAUCCCAGAGCUUUACGGCCCUGAAACGCCAGUAGAGGAAGAGUCUCCGAAGACUCCAGGAACAAGCGAGACCAAUGUCGCUUCUACCGCGGACAUGUUCCGAAUCGAGAGAGUACUUGAUGUAAGAGUAACGGAAGCUAAGCUAUAUCGCUGCAGAACCGCGGAAAAGACUCCCCGCAGUCGAAAGCAGUCCCGGUCUCAUAGCAACUCGGCCCCCGCCUCUGCAGUGAGUGAUUACUAUACCGAAGUUCUCCUGGAUGGCGAGAUUCGGGCGAAAUCUGCCGUCAAAUACCGCACAGCAAACCCUUUCUGGCGAGAAGACUUCACUUUCAGUGACCUCCCACCCGUUCUGUCACAAGUCUCCAUUCUUGUCAAGACGAUCAACUCGACCCAGAAGGAUUGGUCACUGAUCUCGCAUGGCUCUUAUGCCCUCGGUCAUGAUUCGAACCCUCUGCGCGCAUUGGAUGACGUAGAACUCGCUUCUCAUGAUGCCACGUUUGGCAGGGUUGACUUGAAACUAGAUGACCUGCAGCCAGGGGUGGAAACCGAAAAAUGGUGGCCAAUCCUGGACGACAAAGAUCAACCUGUGGGUGAAAUGCUCAUGAGGGCUCGGAUGGAAGAGACUGUUGUGCUCAUGUCGCAAGAAUAUACCCCGAUGUCUGAACUUCUUCAUUCCUUCACCAAUGGUCUCACGAUAAAUAUGGCUCAAGUCAUGUCAUCCGAACUUAAUCAGCUUUCGGAAGCGCUUUUGAACAUUUACCAGGUUUCAGGGACGACCGUCGAAUGGAUAUCAGCCCUAGUAGAGGACGAGAUCGACGGGGUGCAUAAAGAGUCGACCGUAAGUCGACUACGAUACACGUCGAGAAUCCAUUCCAACGACGCACGGGAAUCAGCCCAGGACCGGGAAGUCCUCGUCAGAGACUUGGGCCGAACUGCUACUGUGGAAGCAAACCUUCUCUUCCGCGGCAAUUCACUUCUGACUAAGGCACUCGAUUAUCAUAUGCGUCGACUCGGGAAGGAGUACCUAGAAGAGACGAUUGGAGAGCGACUUCGCGAGAUUGAUGAGACUGAUCCAGACUGCGAGGUCGAUCCGUCUCGUGUACAUCGUUCUGAUGACCUCGACCGUAACUGGAGGAAUUUGAUUGCUCUAAGCAAUGGGGUCUGGAAGUCGAUUGCGGCCUCGCCCUCCAGAUGUCCGGCCGAAUUGAGACUCAUUUUCCGCCAUAUCAGGGCGUGCGCGGAGGACCGAUACGGCGACUUCCUUCGAACUGUCACGUACAGCAGUGUUUCCGGAUUCCUAUUCUUGCGAUUCUUCUGCCCGGCAAUCCUUAACCCGAAGCUCUUUGGAUUGCUGAAAGAUCACCCGCGCCCUCGUGCUCAACGUACUUUAACCCUGAUAGCGAAGGCUCUGCAAGGCUUAGCCAAUAUGACUACUUUUGGCAGUAAAGAACCUUGGAUGGAGCCCAUGAACAAGUUCCUGAACACUAACCGGUCCGAUUUCAAACAAUUCGUGGAUUCGAUCUGCGCGAUUCCUGCUGACCGUCCGGCGCCGAUCGUGACUCCCUCUUACGCCACGCCCAUUCAGAUUCUGGGCCGUUUGCCCCCAACCUCACGCGAAGGGUUCCCCAGUCUACCUUUUCUGAUUGAUCAUGCGCGAAGCUUUGCCAAUCUGAUAAGCAUCUGGCUGGACUCGGCACCAGAGAGGCUGAACGAGUUGGAGGAGGUCGACUCUGCUGUCAGCAAGUUCCAUGAGCUAGCCCUCCGGCUCCAUCAACGGACAAAGGAUUGCAUGAGCCGAGCCGAGCAAGCUGAGCGUCCAAGCGGAAACCUUGAAGUCAAAUGGGAAGAAUUGAUUGACUCAAUGGAGCGGUCCGCGACCUUCUACGACGACAGUUCUAAGCCCACCAGCCCGACGACGGAGGCGGCCGUGGCGGGAUCUACCUCGGUGACGGGCAGUCAUCGCAAUUCAAUCGGCUAUUUCACUUCACGGCCGUCCCUCCCGCGUCGAUCAACUGAUCGCCCCCCUGAGGGUGAUGAGGAUACGCCACCCAGUUCUUCAUCUGCGACGUGGGAUCAGAGUCGAGUGCCCUUCACAAUCCCUCGGUGGGCUGAUCCGCGGGAUAGUACCGGCAGCUCAAAAAACUCCUCGACAUAUUCCCUCGACCAGGAGCCGUCCAGAUCUAGACGCUCCAGUAUUACAAGGGAGACUACAAGCAAAUAUCGUUUCUUUGACUUUGUCCCCGCCACCUCUCGACGCAAAGCCAAAGAUCGAGAUCAAGCCCAACAGCAGUCCCGUGAAGAACAACGGAGUGAGACAUGAGUAUAAAAGCGUCUUCAUAGGCCCGAACAUCUACGCUUCGACGUUCAUGAUGACUAUGGCGACCAGGAGCGGCCUGGUUGAUACAUGGGCUUCCCAACAAUAGCCUUGUGACG